GGUGAAAAGCUUUGAAUUAGAAUGUUUUUAAUUCAUCUCAACUUGGGAUGAAUUUAAGAUACAACAAUUUCGUGAAACUGAAAUUAAUUUUCUGCAGAUCAAUUAUUCGGAAUCAGAAAAAUGAAGAGAAUAGGAGCAUUUCUGGUUAUUUCAAUAAUUUCUGUUGUUAAUACUACUUUGCUAAGUAGUUCAAUGUUACCACCAACCAUUGAGGAAGCGAAUUAUAAUAAAUCUUAUACAAAAUUAGUUAAUUCAACCACCGACUAUAUUUUUGUCUACAAAAGGAAUAAGAAUUCUUUUUUACAAGAAGCACGAGUUACAGUCGAAAGCAAUGCAACGGCUGACUUUCCAUUGAGCAUAGUAGUUAAGCAAAAAGGAGGAAUUCUUUUCUGGCAGAUUCCACUUAUCGAAAAUUUAGAAUAUGGUAGUGCUAGUCGUACGCUCUGCUCUCUAAAUUCUGAUUCCAGUGAAGAGGAGCCGAUCACUGUUAGUCUUUCCACUGCGAGCUCUAUCAAUAUAUCAUUUCGACUCAUAGCACUACCACUGAACAAUUUUUAUGUAAGAUCUGGAGAAGAAAGAAAUAAUAUCGUAAUCUCUCCAACAGAACCAGUCUAUUAUUCUUAUUCAUUUGAUGAUGACACGAAAAACAAAUCUGUUAUAGUUCAUCUUGAGUCGGAAAGCGAAAUUUGCAUGAUUUUAUCUAUUCAGAAUAAAUCGUGUCCUGUAUUCGAUCUCGAAAGAAACAUCCAAUUUUCUGGAUAUUGGCAAACUGUGAGCAAACAAGGUGGAAUUACAGUAUCGAGAGAAAAGUAUCCUGAUGGUUUUUUUAUAGUCCUGGUCGUAAAAAGUGACGACAGAGAUUGUACUGACGUUUCUGGUAAAGGGCCGCACCAGGUACCUUUUCUCACCAAAGUAGGGCCGCUUCCUCGUAUUAAGAUUGUCAAUUUGACUUUAAAGCCUGGAAUAUCAACAGAACAUUACAUAAUUGCAACGCUUUCAGUCACAAGUGCUGUUCUCGCUCUUUGUGUUUUCUACGUUUUUGGUGAAUUGUUAUACUAUAAAAUUAAAGGUGGACAUUCCCAAGAGAAAAAAUCUUCAAAGCAUCGGCAGGAAAAUGUGUUAAACCGAAAUCUAGCAAUUCCAUCGAGUCCAGAACAGUUCGGUCCUCGUCUGAGAAAUAUGCAAAAUUCAUUUCUGGAUCGAAAUUUGGAUUCAAUAGAAGAAGGAUUUACCAAUAAUGAAGUGGUCCAGAAAAAAUUCGUCCUUUGCGUAUGUGAUUUGUCUUGUAAAGAGCCAGAGGACCUCAGAAAAAUGUCAAACCUCUACACUUAUUAUAUCAGCACAGUGGCUGUUUUUUAUACUCUACCGGUUUUACAGUUGGUAUUAACGGACCAAAUCGUGCUGCACGUCAGUGGAAAUCAAGACCUUUGUUACUACAACUUCCUCUGCUCUCAUCCAAUUGGCUUCCUCUCAGAUUUCAAUCAUGUUUUUUCGAAUAUUGUAUACGUUUUACUCGGACUUCUGUUUCUCCUUGUGAUAUAUUUGAGAGAAAAGAGCAACGUGGAAGUGAAGAAAAAUAAGUUCUAUGGAAUCCCACAAUAUUAUGGAUUAUUCUAUGCAAUGGGCUUUGCACUUAUGAUGGAAGGAGUGCUUUCUGCAAGUUAUCACGUCUGUCCUAGUCACAGUAACUUCCAGUUUGACACAAGUUUCAUGUACAUAAUAUCAGUUUUGUGCAUCGUAAAAAUCUACCAAAAUCGACAUUCUGAUAUAUACCCAAAGGCACCAGCUGCCUUCGGAUUCCUGGCUUUCGUAAUAUUUAUGGGACUCAUUGGGGUUCUUCUCGUGGGUUCUCAAAUUUUCUGGAUAGUCUUCACAAUUAUGCAUCUAGUACUUUGUUUUCUACUGACCACUAAAGCUUAUUAUCUGGGAAAGUGGAGCUUCGAUGGACGAAACUUUUUUGGAAUUUAUAAGGCCUUGAAACACGAAACUUGUGGGAAACUAAAGAAUUCAAUAAUGCCUCUUUAUCCAGCUAGAUUGUCAAUUCUUAUAAUGGCAUAUUUAUGCAAUCUUGGCCUCGCCAUUUUCGGCUACAUUCACCAUGCUAACGAUUUCUCAACAUACUUGCUGGGGGUUUUGAUGAUGAAUCUUGUUUUGUACUUGUUCUUUUAUAUUAUUAUGAAGCUCUGCCACAAAGAACGGAUCCACUUCCAACCAGCGAUUUAUAUAAUUCUCUCAGUGUUAUCCUGGUCCGGUUCUAUUUAUUUCUUCUUGAGCACAACGACAUCCUGGUCUUUUACACCAGCUCAAUCUCGAACUUACAACAGUUCUUGUAUUUUUCUUAACUUUUUCGACUCUCACGAUAUCUGGCAUUUUUUAUCAGCCUCAGCCAUAUUUUUCUCGUUCAUGGUCUUGCUAACUCUCGAUGAUGAUCUUACUAAUGUUCAUCGGAAUCAAAUUCCAGUUUUUUAAUGAACUUGUAAUUCUUCCGU
Belonocnema kinseyi is the source of this 2489-nucleotide messenger RNA. Its product is annotated as SID1 transmembrane family member 2-like. The coding region runs from base 121 to 2469 and encodes 782 amino acids. The record is from RefSeq and is a predicted model, not a curated record. Gene Ontology annotation, cellular component: membrane. Lineage: Eukaryota; Metazoa; Arthropoda; Insecta; Hymenoptera; Cynipidae. The transcript is spliced from 9 exons.